CGCUGUGCGCGCGACGCUACAUCGAUUUUUCCCUACAAACAAGCCAUUUUCAACCAUCAGUGACAUUGUAAACACGUUUCACACAACUAGUUGCGCCCCCGAACGACACGAGACGAUGUUAUCGGUGCAUUGCUAAUGUUUUUUUAAUCAAUGAUGCGUCAAUUUUCGCCGCCAAAAGAAUAAUGGCUGCAGAAAAUAAAGUUGAAAGUGAAGCGGACGAGAUGUCGGCCGCCGCGGCCGCGGAUCCUAGCGCGGAGCAGAAGGAACGUCUUAUCGCCGCCGUUAAAAAGGAAGUCAAGCAGUUGAUGGAAGAGGCUGUGACACGAAAAUUCGUGCAUGAGGAGAGCGGUGGUGUUACGGCGCUGUGCGGCGCAGUGGAGGCCUGUCUCGGACAGGGGCUUCGUAGACGCGCCCUCGGACUGUUUAAGACUAGCUCGACUACCGCACUACUUCAUAAGAUUGCUAAGCACUGUCCGGAAGCGGCGUUGGUGUCGGCGCGCGUGCUGUCAGCUGAGGGCGCGCCGGCGACUCGCUCCGCGUCUGGGGUGGAGCGUCGCCCCUCCGUGCCCCGCCCGCCCCUCAACAAGCGCGGCUCCGGCUCUCUACUGUCGCAAACGCCGACACAAUCACGUUACCUUUGGAUACGUAUCGCUCUCUUUGAGAGGCAGUUGGCGAAGAUAAUCGAGCACUUAGUGAACAACGCGACGAGGUACUACGAAAGAGACGCAUUAGUAGCCGAUCCGGAUUACGGCAGUAUACUGAGCUCAUUAUUGGUAGGACCUUGCGCUCUAGAAUAUUCUAAAGCAAAAGCUCCUGUUUGUUUCUGGUCAGACCCACCAGCUGAUGAAUUGGUGCAAAGGCAUCGCAUGUCGGCCGGUACAACAACGCCACCUUCAGUACGACGACCGAUACUUAAUUUUAGAAGAAGUUUGAACGCUUCAUCGGAGGAUACGAGCGGCUCAAGUGCAGCUACAGGCAGUGCGACAGGUUCAAGUGCCAAAGACUACGUGGAGAGCUUACAUCAAAAUUCUCGAGCGACUUUAUUGUAUGGAAAAAAUAACGUCCGCGUUCAACCAAAAGAUGUUGAAGAACCAAUGCCUGGGUAUUUGAGUUUGCACCAAACAGCGGCCGGUCUUGUUAUUAAGUGGACUCCGAAUCAACUUAUGAACGGAUAUGCAGAGAGUGAAGGAGUUGAUAAAAGCGUGUACUGGGCGAUGUCACUGCAAGUGUGUGUGUGGGAGGUGGUCUACGUGCACGUGCACCGAGCACGCGCAAGUGACGCUCUCAUACUUGUGGGACAAGAUGGCGUCCAACGGCCGCCAAUACACUUUCCCAAAGGUGGUCACCUUCUUUCGUUCCUGAGUAAUUUGGAAACUGGUCUUCUACCUCAUGGUCAGUUAGACCCACCACUUUGGUCGCAAAGGGGAACUGGCAAGGUAUUUGGUCGUGGUAAGAGUCGACGACGACCGAUGCCGAGUCUCUGUGAGAGUGGCGAGACGGAGGAGACCGAAUGGGAGGAUGUGGCUGGAGACUACGUGUUCCGUAUUGUCAAUAAUGCAAUCGCAGAUAGAGAAGCGAUGCGUCACUCACUACUAGAGCGUGCGGUGCAGUCACCUCCGAGGACGCCUCGACGUCCGCUCGCAUCAACAUCUACUACGUCAUCGGACUCAUCCACAAUGUCUGUAGACUGUCCGCCCUCGGCCAUCAUCAAUGGACAACCACCACUCACGCCAGCGCAGAUACCUCCUAUUGAACAGACUGCGUCGAUCGAGCUGGUCUGUAGUACGAUGCGUCGACAGAUAAUAUCACGAGCGUUUUACGGCUGGCUUGCGUAUUGCAGACAUUUGUCUACAGUACGGACUCAUCUUAGUGGCUUAGUCCAUCCUAAUAUCGUUCCUACAGAUGGCGCUGAGUCUGGUCUGACUGAGGAGAUAUGGCUAUCUAUGAUGGACGAGAACGGCGCAGUGCACAACGGUGACGAGAUCUACCGGCUCGUGUACUACGGCGGCGUGCAGCAAAACAUUCGUCGCGACGUCUGGCCUUAUCUGCUAGGAUAUUACGAAUUCGGCUCAACAUCUGAGCAAAGAAAUGAACAAGACGCGGCUUGUAGACGUCAGUACGAGACCACGAUGUCCGAGUGGCUUUGUGUGGAAGCCAUCGUGAAACAACGCGACAGAGAAGCCACUGCUGCCUCUAUAGCACGGCUCACUGAGGCUGCAGGAAGAGCUACAACUGCAGCUGUGGAAACCGGUGAUGUAUUCGAAGACGACUGCAGUGUCAUAUCUGACAAUCCACCAAUCGUAUCCCCAGAACCGAGUGAAAGAGAACACAAGCCUGAAGGCAAGCCAGUGCUUUCUCGAGCACCGAGCAUAGACGAAGUUGAAAAUAUCGAAAUGGAUUCAGAAGAGAAAAGAAGAAACGAAAGCAAAGUUAACGGAGAGACUGAUGGAACCAGUGAUAGCAAAGAGCCUGUAGAUGUAGACAGUUUAAAUGAUAUCGACGAUGACGAAGUAUAUAUUAAGAGUGUCGUAGAAAAUCCUGACAUGCGAAGGGAAAGUAUAGCUGAAAUUAAAAGGCUGGCAGAGGGCAUUGUUCAGAAGGGUGAUGGUAGGGGAUUAUUAUGCAGCGUGGAUAGUGGUAAUAUGACGAUGAAUGGUAACGACGUAAAGUCCUCGAUGGAAGAAAUCCAGUCACCACAACAAAAGCACGCCAGUGUGAUAAUAACCAAUCCUUCCGUGGAUUUAGCUGCUUCUGGAUCACCUGCAUCCGGUGGUACAACUGCUAACGUGAGUCCUGCCCGAAGUCCUUUGGGUGUGGUUCGCGAGGAAUCCCACUCGGCAGGUGCAUCGUUCGAUACUUUGGAGCCGAGUGGAGAUGCGCGGCCUGACAAUAGGUCAAAUUGCGUUUCCCCAGCUAGCUCCAAUGGUGGUGUUUACUCGAACGAGUUGGUGGAAAGUUUCGCUUUGAACUUACAUCGAAUAGAAAAAGAUGUACAGAGAUGCGAUAGAAACUACCCAUUCUUCACCGACGAGAACUUAGAUAAAUUGAGAAAUAUUAUGUGCACAUACGUGUGGGAGCACUUGGAGACAGGAUACAUGCAGGGCAUGUGCGACCUGGCCGCGCCGCUGCUGGUCACAAUGCGCGAGGAGGCCGCCGCGCACGCGCUCUUCUCCCGCCUCAUGCGCCGUGCUAAAGACAACUUCCCAACCGGACAGGCGAUGGAUGCGCACUUUGCGGAUAUGCGAUCAUUAAUUCAAAUCCUGGACUGCGAGCUGUACGAAUUGAUGCACGCGCACGGAGAUUACACGCACUUCUACUUUUGCUACCGCUGGUUCCUUCUCGACUUUAAGCGAGAACUGCUCUAUCAAGACGUGUUCGCGGCGUGGGAGCUGAUCUGGGCGGCGCGGCACGUGGCCUCCGAGCACAUGGUGUUGUUCAUAGCCCUAGCACUGCUCGAGACAUACCGUGACGUCAUCCUCGCCAAUUCAAUGGAUUUUACUGAUAUCAUCAAGUUCUUUAAUGAAAUGGCGGAACGUCACGACGCGUCUGCGGUACUUGCUUUAGCGAGGGAUCUAGUGUUACAAGUCCAAACACUAAUAGAGAACAAAUAAAUAUUAUAUCCUUAUAUUAAGAAUAGAUAAAUUAACUUGACGAAAAUAACUAGCCGUACGAAUGUAUGAGAGAUGUUAUGUCUUUAGAAGUAACACUUCUUU
This is a messenger RNA of Papilio machaon (common yellow swallowtail), 3713 nucleotides long. RefSeq names its product small G protein signaling modulator 2. Lineage: Eukaryota; Metazoa; Arthropoda; Insecta; Lepidoptera; Papilionidae. Gene Ontology annotation, molecular function: GTPase activator activity. The transcript has 22 exons. The record is from RefSeq and is a predicted model, not a curated record. Gene Ontology annotation, biological process: activation of GTPase activity. Bases 183 to 3611 code for a protein of 1142 amino acids.